Anoplophora glabripennis (Asian longhorned beetle) is the source of this 1609-nucleotide messenger RNA. Its product is annotated as XK-related protein 4. Bases 350 to 1549 code for a protein of 399 amino acids. Gene Ontology annotation, biological process: apoptotic process involved in development; engulfment of apoptotic cell; phosphatidylserine exposure on apoptotic cell surface. Gene Ontology annotation, cellular component: plasma membrane. The record is from RefSeq and is a predicted model, not a curated record. The transcript is spliced from 3 exons. NCBI's taxonomy places the organism in Eukaryota, Metazoa, Arthropoda, Insecta, Coleoptera, Cerambycidae.
CAGAUGGUUGAAGAUAAAGGACAAAAGCAAGAAGUUUAUUUUUGUAGAAUGUAGAAUAGUUAUUAGUUAACAGUACCAAAUAUUAAAGAGAAUUAAAAAUAUUGAAGACUAUAUAAAUAGUGAUAAAUCAUGCCAAAGCCAAUUUUAAUAAAACAUGUUUAAUUUCAACGCCUUGAAAUCUUUUUAUAAUUGGUUAAUUUUCUGAUUUUAUAAGAAAUAGGAUAAGAUGUAAGUACAGUACACAUCAGCUCUAUUCAGAUAAAAAUGUAUAGCUAAACCCAGUUUAGAAGAAUAGUGAGAUUAUCCAGUGCUAAUAUAUAAUAAAAUAUCAAUCAUAAUAGAUGUCCAGAUGACUGUCUUGUACCAAACAAAAAUGAGUGAAAGUGAUAAAGAUGAAAUAGACCGAAUUCCCUCGAAAGAUAGGGUUACAAACUGGGAUAUAGCUGGUUUUAUAAUUUCUAUUAUAAGUCAUAUUGUGGAUGUAUUUUUUGAUUGUAAUUUAGCUUAUCGGUAUUAUAUGAUUAAUGAAAGUUAUUUUGUUGCAACAUUAGCUUUUAUUAUAAUACCUGCUAUAAUAAAUACAGCAUUUAGUUUAAGAAUGUAUGUUCUGGACCAUGAAAAUCAAAAUAAAAGUACAACCCUUACUAAGAGAUUUACAAAGAGAAGAAUCUGUUGUGUUAUCGUCCUUUUGUUUCAAUUAGCUCCGAUCUUAAGAUAUUUUGAUGCAUUGUUGUAUGCUAUAAAAUCAAAGAAAGCUGAAAAAAAGAAAGACAUUGAAAAUCAGAGGAAAUAUUAUGAACUUAUGGUGAAAGAAGAUUCAGAUGUUGCCCUAUUACGUGUGCUAGAGUGUUUUUUGGAGGCGGCUCCACAACAAAUACUACAGAUUAGUAUUAUAUUUUAUAAUCAUGGAAGAGAUAUAGGAUCAAACACUUUUACACUGGUUCAUCAGUUACUAUCAAUUGGAAGUUCCUUUGUUAGUAUGGCAUGGUCCAUGGCUUCAUAUCAAAGGUUAUUAAGAGUUUCAUUAAGAAAUAAGGAAAAUAUUACUUGGGCCGCAACUAUAGUACAGUUCAUGUGGCACUUCCUAGUUACAGUAUCAAGAAUUUUAUGCAUAAGUGUCCUUGCUUCUAUAUAUCCGAAAUAUACAGGAUAUACAAUACUUGGUUUAUUGCUCCAUUGGAUGGUAAUGACUAUAUGGUUAUCAAGUACUUGUGCCAAAAACAACUUUUGUGAUCACAAUCGACUGUACGACUUCCUUUUCUAUGCGAUUUUUGGAGCUGUUUACAUUUUUACUCAAGUAGUGCUAGUUGAAGGACCAACUUGUUUGAAAUAUUGUAUUUUUUAUGGUAUUCUAUUUAUGGAAAAUACUAUAGCUAAUGUCCUUUGGAUUCUUUAUGAUGAUAAAGAUGUACAAAAUUUGGUUUAUUAUUGGCCAAUUGUGUAUUUAAAUGUGAUACCAUUUAUAUUUGGUAUAUUCUUUAUGGUGCUGUAUUAUAAAGUGUUCCACCCAACCAUAGGCUGUGUAAGGAACCAAGAGAUUAACAGUUAACAUAAAUGUAAAAUAGAUCAAUUAUAUUAUUUAUUUAAUUUAUUUUAUACUGAUUUAUUG